AUGCCCGACUCCUUCGCCGUUCACUUCCUGAAGGUGCUGAAGGAGCUGCUGGCCUUUGUGCUGUUCAGUUACACCGUGCUGGUCGGGGCGCUGCUGCUCGCCGGCUGGACGACAUACUUCUUGGCCCGCGAUGGCGUGUCCCGAGGCAAGUGCCGCUACCUGAAGGGCAGAGCAGCUGCUGGGGCAGCCCGGGGCGGCGGGAGCAGGCGGGAGCAGUGCAUUUCCCAACAAAGCUUCCCUGUUCUGGCCAAUAUUAGGAGACGCUGCCUCUCGGGCGUGAACGGACGAUGGCACCAAAUGGUGGGCGUGGGGCUGGGAGUGGCCUUGUGUGCAGUCCCAGUCGUGGAGAAACAGAACUCGGUUUCUCUCAGUAACGAUGCCUUGAUUAAAAGAGCAGUUUCCUUGGUAACAGACAGCACUUCUACACUCCUCUCUCAAACAACAUACGCAUUGAUUGAAGCAUUGACAGAGUAUACAAAGGCUGUUUACACACUGGUGUCUCUCUACAAGCAAUAUGCAAGUCUUCUUGGGAAAAUGAACUCAGAAGAGGUGGAUGCGGUCUGGCAGGUGGUAAUAGGAGCCAGAGUUGAUGUAAGCAAUCGUCUCCCUUCAAUGUUUUUAUACCUAAGGCUGGAAUCCAGCUGGAUGACAGCGUUACGUCUUUCAGAGAUGGCAGCAGAAGCUGCGUAUCAGUCAGGUGCAGACCAAGCCUCAGUGACAGCCCGCAGCCACAUUCAGCUAGUGAAGUCACAGGUGCAAGAAGUGCGACAGCUGUCCCAGAAAGCAGAGACCAAGUUAGCUGAAGCUCAAACAGAAGAGCUCAUAAAAGCUCAAGGAGAGGAAUCUGCAUUGCCACAGGGUAUUUUAGGAAGUACAGAGGCAGGUGAGGACCCUUACCUUCGGGAGGACUGAAAAGAACUUUAGUGUCACCGUAGAAUAUGUGAGAGUCAGUUGCAAAUUGAAGGGUCCGAAACUUUUAAGUGUGGGAUAGUGGGAAACUGCUGAAAUAAGCCUAUGAUUCCAUUUUUUCCCCCAGGCAGGAUUGCUUUACAAAUCAAGUCAAUUCCAAGUAUCUGAAAGGCCUUGAUCUUGUUUGUAACUCACCAUGUUUGUAAUACUUACGGAUUCAAUUAUUUAAAUGUUUAACUAUGCAAAUGUGAAAAUUGCUAUCAAGGAUAGCUUGUUGUCUCUCUCUCUGCUGGGAGAGUCCUACCCCUCAUUUGAUAUGUUUGUGAGAGCAGUCUUAAUUUAGAGGCUAACUAGGUAUCAGCCAAAGAAGUGUAUUUAAAAGUCAUUAUUUUUAACCUGUGAAGUAAAUGAUGUCUAUUAGGAGAUACCUUAAUUAAACGGUGCAAAAGCAUGUCAUUGCGAGUGUGCCCAUUUGUGUAAGAGAUUAAGCAUUGUUUUCUCUUUGAACUUAGAAGUUUGUAACAGAGCCGAGUCUGGCAGCUGCAUCAAAUUACACUUAAUUGCAAUCAGGGGAAACAUUUGCUGUAGAGCUGAAAACUUUCUGUGGAGUUACCCAGGCUCUUCUUAGUGAAGUUUUGCAGUUCAGUGCAGUAGCCUCUUUCACCCAAGAGUCACCGCUUGUAAUGCAUCUGCCCUCCCCAGGAAGCAAAGUCUUCCAUUUUCAAGAUGCUGUGGUUAUAAACAAAGUCAUUGUG
This is a messenger RNA of Pygoscelis adeliae (Adelie penguin), 1664 nucleotides long. RefSeq names its product diablo, IAP-binding mitochondrial protein (gene DIABLO). NCBI's taxonomy places the organism in Eukaryota, Metazoa, Chordata, Aves, Sphenisciformes, Spheniscidae. Bases 1 to 912 code for a protein of 303 amino acids. The transcript has 7 exons. Gene Ontology annotation, biological process: intrinsic apoptotic signaling pathway in response to oxidative stress; neuron apoptotic process. Gene Ontology annotation, cellular component: mitochondrion. The record is from RefSeq and is a predicted model, not a curated record.